This is a messenger RNA of Brassica napus (rape), 2660 nucleotides long. RefSeq names its product putative clathrin assembly protein At1g14910. The record is from RefSeq and is a predicted model, not a curated record. NCBI's taxonomy places the organism in Eukaryota, Viridiplantae, Streptophyta, Magnoliopsida, Brassicales, Brassicaceae. Gene Ontology annotation, molecular function: phosphatidylinositol-4,5-bisphosphate binding; clathrin heavy chain binding; SNARE binding. Gene Ontology annotation, cellular component: clathrin-coated vesicle; clathrin-coated pit. Gene Ontology annotation, biological process: clathrin coat assembly; clathrin-dependent endocytosis; vesicle budding from membrane. The transcript has 14 exons. The coding region runs from base 163 to 2484 and encodes 773 amino acids.
UGCCGAAUCCAAUCUUUCCUUUAAUUUAGCUCCUUAUCUUCCUUCUUCGAAGUUUCUUCUCUGUGCGUCAAAAGAUUUUCUCUCAGAGGUUUUCUCGGGAAAGAAGUCAUUAACAUCUGAUAAGAUCCAAGAGAGAGAGAGAUCUAAACCGCUUGGUCUCCGAUGGGAACGCUUCAGUCAUUCCGAAGAGCUUACGGAGCCCUAAAGGACACCACUAAAGUCGGCCUCGUCCGCGUCAACAGCGAUUACGCCGAUAUAGAAGUGGCCAUAGUCAAAGCCACUAACCACGUCGAGUGUCCUCCCAAGGAUCGCCAUCUCACGAAGAUCUUCAUCGCCACGUCAGCAACUCGGCCUCGAGCAGAUGUUGCUUACUGCAUUCACACUCUCUCCCGGCGAGUGCACAAAACCAGAAACUGGACGGUUGCGUUAAAAGCAUUGCUUGUUUUGCACCGGCUUGUAAGGGAAGGCGAUCCCACGUUUAGAGAAGAGUUAUUGAACUUUUCUAGAAAAGGACGUUUCUUGCAGCUUUCUAAUUUCAAGGAUGACUCAUCCACCGCGGCAUGGGAUUGUUCUGUUUGGGUACGCGCUUAUGCUUUGUUUCUGGAGGAACGGCUUCAAUGCUUCAGAGUUUUGAAAUAUGAUAUCGAGGCUGAACGUCUUCCAAAAGUUUCCCCGGGGCAGGAGGAGAAGGUACCAACUUUUUUUGGUUUCUGUGGCCUCAUGUACGUUAAUGGUAUUCUGUUUUGGGAAUUUGAUUGCCAGGGGUAUAGCAAAACAAGGGAUUUAGAUGGUGAACAACUCUUGGAACAGUUGCCGGCUUUACAGCAGCUUCUGCAUCGGCUCAUGGGUUGUAAGCCAGAAGGUGCUGCAAAGCACAAUCAUAUCAUACAGUAUGCACUCGCUUUGGUAUUGAAGGAGAGCUUUAAAGUGUAUUGUGCCAUCAACGAAGGUAUUAUCAAUCUAGUAGAAAAGUUCUUUGAAAUGCCAAGACAUGAUGCCAUCAAGGCCCUUGAUAUAUACAAGCGCGCGGGUUCGCAGGCUGGCAACCUUUCUCAUUUCUACGAAGUAUGCAAGGGAUUAGAAAUUGCUAGAAAUUUCCAAUUUCCUGUUUUAAGAGAGCCUCCACAAUCUUUUCUUGCAACUAUGGAGGAGUAUAUGAGAGACGCACCUCAAAUGGUUGACGUCUCAGAUGGGCCAUUGCUUCUGACGUAUAGGCCGGAUGAUGAACUUUCUGAUGAACCUGCGCAUGAAGAACAUGAACAAUCAUUGCCUUCAGAUAGUACUGUUAUUCCCUCUGAGGAGACCCAACCUCCUGCUUCAGCAGAAACUCCACAGAAUUUAAUUGAUACAGAUGAUCUAUUGGGUCUAAACAACGAUGCACCUGAUCCAUUAGAAAUCCUGGAUCAAAAUGCGCUUGCUUUGGCGUUGGUUUCUACUGAUGUUGAGUCUUCGUUCUUUGAUUUGGGUCAAGCAAGAGAUUCGGAUCCGUCAGGAUGGGAGCUUGCCUUGGUUACAACACCUAGCAGUGAUAUAUCCGCAACCACAGAGAGGCAAUUGGCGGGUGGCUUAGACACGCUCACCCUGAACAGCCUAUAUGACGAUGUAACCUACAGAGCAGCCCAACAGCCUGCUUACGGGGCGCCAGCUCCAAAUCCGUUUGAGGUUCAAGACCCGUUUGGAUUUUCCAACAGCGUUUCGGCCCCUUCAGCCGAAAGCAACCCAUUCGGCCCCUACCAGCCAGCCUAUCAGCAACAACAGCAGCAAGAGCUUCAGGUUGCACCAGGCGCUGCAAAUCCUUUUGGUGACUUUGAAGAAUAUCCGGUAGUUGCACUUCCAGAACCGCAAAAGACCAUCGGUUUUGGGCAAUUUCCAGUUGUUUCAGAACCACAGAUGACCACCGGUUUCGGGGGAAAUCCAGUAUUCGCUGUUUCAGAACCACAAGUGACCACCGGUUUUGGGGAAUUUCCAGUAGCAACGGUUUCAGAACCGCAGAUGAUGACAUCCGGUUUAGGGGAACUUCCAGUAGCGGCGGUUUCAGAACCACAAAUGACCACCGGUUUUGGGGAAUUUCCAGUAUUCGCUGUUUCAGAACCGCAAAAGACAUCUGGUUUUGGGGAUUUCUCAGUAGCUGCGGUUUCAGAACCGCAGAUGAUGACAUCCGGUUAUGGCGAAUUUCCAGCAUUCGCUGUUUCAGAACCGCAAAAGACAUCUGGUUUUGGGGAUUUCCCGGUAGCUGUGGUUUCAGAAGCGCAAAUGAUGACAUCCGGUUUUGGGGAAUUUCCAGCAUUCGCGGUUUCAGAACCGCAAAAGACAUCCGGUCCAGUAGUCCCAGUUUCAGAAGAGCAAAAGAACUCCAGUUUGGGGGAAUUCUCAGUAAUCACGGCUUCAGAGCCGCAAAAGACCACUGGUUUCGGGGAAUUUCCAGCUAAUGCAGCAGGUGCUCAUAAGCAAUAUAACAGCAGCAACCCUUUUGGUGGCAUGUGAUCGCAGCUUAAGGUAAAUGCUUCGUUUGUCACAAGUUUGCGAGUUAUUUGUAAAGAAAGACUCCGAGAAACACACAUAAUUGUAAAACUGUCUCUCUUUGGUUGGGGUGAGCAAAGAAAGAAAUAAGGUAUCUGUUAUGCAUUUAAACAAAUACAAUCACUCCUAGUUCGCAAGCA